Messenger RNA from Pleurotus ostreatus (oyster mushroom), 864 nucleotides. RefSeq lists its product as uncharacterized. The record is from RefSeq and is a predicted model, not a curated record. Bases 1 to 864 code for a protein of 287 amino acids. The transcript has 3 exons. Lineage: Eukaryota; Fungi; Basidiomycota; Agaricomycetes; Agaricales; Pleurotaceae.
AUGGCGAUGCUAAGGCGAACUCAGGUAUUUGUUGGGGGGACGGCGGGAAUUGGUGCUGCACUUGCUGUGAAGACAGCCAAGUACUCGACCAACCCGAACAUCCACAUCGUCGGUCGUAGCAAGGCUUCAGCUGAGAAGGUACUUGCUGAACUCAAAGCUGCUAAUUCAGACGGGCAUUACCAGUUCCACCAAUGUGAUGUCUCCCUCCUAUCAAACGCUCGUGCCCUCGCUACCACACUUUCACAACAACUCCCCAAAAUCAACCUUCUAGUUCUAUCACCCGGGAUCUUGUCUUUGAAAGGCCGCACGGAAACUACGGAAGGGAACGAUGUCAAGAUGGUGUUGCACUACUACAGCCGUGCCCUUUUCAUCGAGUCACUUAUACCCAACCUGAAGGCCGCAACGGACGCCAAAGAGGACGCACGCGUAAUGAGCGUACUGGAUAGUGUUAGGGGCGACCAUCGCAAGCUAUUAUGGGACGACUUAGACCUCAAGAAGAGCUUCAGUCUGGGGAACGCAGCUCAUCAUUGCAUAUCGAUGACAGAUGUAGCUAUACAGCGAUUCGCUCGUCUUUAUCCUGCAAUCUCGUUCCAACAUUCGCAUCCGUCGGUGGUAGCCACUGAACUUGGGCGCAAUCUCCCAUGGUACGCGUCAGGCCCCGCAAAUGUCAUCGCCAAAGUCUUCGGAAGCACCCCCGAAGACUGCGCAGAGUAUCUUUUCGACGCGUUGUGGAAUGAUUCCAUGAAGAGCGGUGCUCAUUUCGUCGACUCGAAGGGAAAGGAGAUUAAUGGGAAGGUGGAAAGCGAUGAAGGAGUUCAGGAGAAGAUCUGGACGCAUACCGAAUCAAUCAUUGGCAAGUCAUAA